AUGGAUGGUAUUGAUAACCUAAAUACUGGACGAGCGUCUACGACGAGCGAAGCGAAAGUCACUCAGACAGAAGAAAAGGAGAAAGAGAAGGAGAACGAGAAAGAGAAGGUGGAAGUGAAAAUUGGACUCCGAGAAAAGUUUUUACAGUACUUUAAGAGCAGCUUCCACAAACCAACUGGUAAGGAUAUAAAUUUAAAGACAAUUUUGCAAUGC
Messenger RNA from Brenthis ino (lesser marbled fritillary), 213 nucleotides. The record is from the annotation of a GenBank genome assembly. NCBI's taxonomy places the organism in Eukaryota, Metazoa, Arthropoda, Insecta, Lepidoptera, Nymphalidae.